CGAGGGGAGGAGGCGCGGUGGGAGGAGGAGUAGAAGACAAAAGCCGAAAGCGAGGAGGGCGCCGACCGCACACUGCGGCCGGGAGAGGGACCGUCCGUGCGGUGAGCCGCGGGCGCCCGGAGGCUGUAGCGCACGGGGCAUCCGGUGGACAGGCAGCAUGGGGAAAGGAGGUAACCAGGGUGAGGGGAGCACGGAGCACCAGGUUCCGAUGCCCACCUUCCGCUGGGAGGAGAUUCAAAAGCACAACCUGCGCACCGACCGGUGGCUCGUCAUCGACCGCAAGGUCUACAACGUCACCAAAUGGUCCAAGCGGCACCCGGGGGGCCACCGGGUCAUCGGACACUAUUCAGGAGAAGAUGCUACGGAUGCCUUCCGAGCCUUCCACCUGGACCUUGACUUCGUGGGCAAGUUCUUGAAGCCCCUGCUGAUUGGUGAGCUGGCCCCAGAGGAGCCCAGCCUGGACCGGGGCAAGAGCUCUCAGAUCACUGAGGACUUCCGGGCUCUGAAGAAGACUGCCGAGGACAUGAACCUGUUCAAAACCAACCACCUGUUCUUCUUUUUCCUCCUGUCCCACAUCAUCGUCAUGGAAACCAUCGCCUGGUUCAUCCUCUCCUACUUUGGCAAUGGCUGGAUUCCAACCCUCAUCUCUGCCUUUGUCCUUGCUACCUCUCAGGCCCAAGCUGGAUGGCUGCAACAUGAUUAUGGCCAUCUUUCUGUCUAUAAGAAAUCCAUAUGGAACCACAUUGUCCACAAGUUUGUCAUUGGCCACUUAAAGGGUGCCUCUGCCAACUGGUGGAACCAUCGCCAUUUCCAGCACCAUGCAAAGCCCAACAUCUUCCACAAGGACCCGGACAUAAAGAGCCUGCACGUGUUUGUCCUAGGAGAGUGGCAGCCCCUCGAGUACGGCAAGAAGAAGCUGAAAUACCUACCCUACAACCACCAGCAUGAAUACUUCUUCCUGAUCGGACCACCACUGCUCAUCCCUAUGUAUUUCCAGUACCAGAUCAUCAUGACCAUGAUCAGGCGCAGGGACUGGGUGGACUUGGCCUGGGCCAUCAGCUACUAUGUGCGUUUCUUCUACACCUACAUCCCUUUCUAUGGCAUCCUGGGAGCACUGGUUUUUCUCAACUUCAUCAGGUUCCUGGAGAGCCACUGGUUUGUGUGGGUCACACAGAUGAACCACAUCGUCAUGGAGAUUGAUCUUGAGCACUACCGGGACUGGUUCAGCAGCCAGCUGGCAGCCACCUGCAAUGUGGAGCAGUCCUUCUUCAAUGACUGGUUCAGUGGGCACCUCAACUUCCAGAUCGAGCACCACCUCUUCCCCACCAUGCCACGGCACAACUUGCACAAGAUCGCUCCGCUAGUGAAGUCUCUCUGCGCCAAGCACGGCAUCGAGUACCAGGAGAAGCCACUGCUGAGGGCCCUGCUGGACAUUGUGAGUUCCCUGAAGAAGUCUGGGGAGCUGUGGCUGGAUGCCUACCUCCAUAAGUGACACAGCAGUCCUCAGGGCACCCUCGGGGAAGGGGCACAGUUGGGGUAACGGCCAGAGGGAGGGGAGGGCUUUUGUUUUGAAGGAUUCUCAUGAGACUGAAGUGACCGCUGGCUCACAUUCCCCAUGCUCGUCUUCCAUCCUUUGCUCUUUCCCCCACCCCAUCCUAUCCCCAUGGGCUCCCCCUUUGUCAGCCCUAACCAUGUCCCCUCUGCCUCUGCCUCCCAGGCCCUUCUCCCAAAGGGCAGGAGAGAGGUGACUGCAUCUCUGCCUCUUAACUUCUGCAUCUAAAGAUCCCUGGUAUGGUAUAAGACUCUGCUCCCCGCAGCCUAGCCACCAGACCUUAGUCUGCACUCCCUUCUGUCCCACAGACACACUGGGGGUCUGUGGAGCAGGGUCUAGGACUUGGCUCUAUACUCCCUGCCUGCCUAUGGUCUGGUUCUUUGGAUGAAGACAUGCUGUGUGUUCUGAGUGUCCUUCCCAUGGCUGGGAUUGGUACAUAGGGCCUCCCUCCAGCUGCCCAGGGCCACCUUAGACCUUGAGACCCAAGGAAAAGUCCCCCCACGCCCACCAUCACAGCUCCAGGCCCCAGCGUUGCAAAGGUUCUAUUUUACUAUCUACCCAACUCCAGAGACCAAAGGGAAUGUCCCUUGUGUGGGCUCAGCAGAGGCAGUGGCCAGGUUGAACAAGGGACUGGCCAGCCUAGAGCCAUAACCUAUCUCUCACUCCAGCCAGAUGCUUCUUAGUUCAUAACCCCAAGAUCCUAGGGUGGUUAGACCGUUUUCAAAUCCUCUGGCCAGUCCCUGAUGCCUGGUCCAGCAAAUGUGGACGUUGCAGGAGCCCUUGAGCUGCUCCCCAGGGUAGGGUGGCCAGCAUGGCCUCUCACUAGUUCUUUCCUAUUUUUACAAUUUUGUUGGUUUUAGGUGUUGUUGUAUUAACAUUUCCUCCAGAAUGCUUUUGAUAGGAGGGUAACAGAGGGCUGGGCUUUAGGACAAUCUACCUUUACCAGAUGCUCCUUGCUAGGCUCCCCUAAGGCCCUCCAGGUAAAGUUGGCUUCAUCUGUAUAAGCUGUGGCUUGAGGCUGCUGCUCUCGGGCAGGAGAAACGGGGUGGGGUGGGGUGUCUCAGGAGGGCUGUUGGCGUGAUCAGAGAGGAUCAAGCAAGAGUAUGGAGGGAAGGGGCGGUCAGGGGAGGCUGAGGGCAUGAGGGAAAUGCGAGGGCGGGUGGGAGGGGGUGCCAGCUGUGUCAGGAAGGGACCCAAGCUGUGUCUUCCUGAGAGCUAAUGGACUAACCAAUAUUUAAACUGGAGAAAGAGGCUCAGCCUGCUCUGGGGAAGCCCUCCAGGACCCCAGCCAAGAGAGACCAACUGCUUGUUCUUACAGAGGCAGAGAACCCAGAAGGAGCUGACCAUAAUUUCUAUCACAUUGUUUCCCCACCUCUACUUUUUUUGGGAAAUAAAAAAUAAUAAUUUUA
Mesocricetus auratus (golden hamster) is the source of this 2961-nucleotide messenger RNA. RefSeq names its product fatty acid desaturase 2 (gene Fads2). The coding region runs from base 158 to 1492 and encodes 444 amino acids. The record is from RefSeq and is a predicted model, not a curated record. Gene Ontology annotation, molecular function: oxidoreductase activity, acting on paired donors, with oxidation of a pair of donors resulting in the reduction of molecular oxygen to two molecules of water. The transcript is spliced from 12 exons. Gene Ontology annotation, biological process: lipid metabolic process. Gene Ontology annotation, cellular component: membrane. Lineage: Eukaryota; Metazoa; Chordata; Mammalia; Rodentia; Cricetidae.